Oncorhynchus mykiss (rainbow trout) is the source of this 6145-nucleotide messenger RNA. RefSeq names its product RNA-binding motif, single-stranded-interacting protein 2. The record is from RefSeq and is a predicted model, not a curated record. Gene Ontology annotation, molecular function: RNA binding. Lineage: Eukaryota; Metazoa; Chordata; Actinopteri; Salmoniformes; Salmonidae.
AGCGGGACUUGCAUCGCUCCCAAGCUUCCCGAGCUGCUGACGUCAGCUGGCAGCCUGGGCUGUACUCGCAGCACUGGACAUAGAGCCGAGAAAAUGCUACUCUCCGUUCCGCCAAGGGCAGACUUCAAUCCAUACAUCGGCUAUAACAGCAGAAACAGCAAAAAGCAGUCAUAUGUGUCCUCCAGCCACCAGAUGGCACCCCCCAGUCCCAACACCAACAGCAGCAGCAACAGCAGUGUCGGGGGAGUGGAUCAGCUGAGUAAAACGAACCUGUACAUCCGCGGUCUUCACCCCGGGACUACAGACCAGGACCUGGUUAAGCUAUGCCAGCCGUAUGGGAAGAUUGUUUCCACCAAGGCCAUCCUGGACAAAACCACCAACAAGUGCAAAGGCUAUGGCUUUGUGGACUUUGACAGUCCGACAGCGGCCCAGAAAGCAGUGACCUCCCUGAAGUCCAGUGGUGCCCAGGCUCAGAUGGCCAAGCAACAGGAGCAGGACCCCACCAACCUGUACAUCUCCAACCUGCCUGUGUCCAUGGACGAGCAGGAGCUGGAGAGCAUGCUCAAGUCCUUCGGCCAGGUCAUCUCCACACGCAUCCUCCGCGAUGCCAACGGGAUCAGCCGUGGCGUUGGCUUUGCCAGGAUGGAGUCCACAGAGAAGUGUGAAGCCAUUAUUCAACAUUUUAAUGGCAAAUUCAUUAAGACUCCACCAGGAGUUCCAGUGCCCCCUGAACCAUUAUUGUGCAAGUUUGCAGACGGGGGACAGAAAAAGAGGCAGAACCAGGGGAAGUACCUUCAGAAUGGCAGGCCCUGGGCCAGGGAUGGAGAGAUGGGAGGGAUGACGCUAGCAUAUGACCCCACAGCCUUACAGAAUGGGUUCUAUUCGUCACCCUACGGUCUGACCCCAAACCGGAUGAUCGCCCAGACGUCCCUUUCUCCCUACAUGCAUUCACCCAUCUCAUCCUUCCAGCUACAUAGUCCCUCCUGGAUGCACCACCAGUACCUCAUGCAGCCUGCAGGCACAGUCCUGACUCCGACCAUGGACCAUGCUAUGUCCAUCCAGCCCACCUCCAUGAUGGGCACCAUGACCCAGCAGCUCAGCCACCUAUCCCUGGGCGGCACGGGCACGUUUAUGCCUGCCAACACAACUAUGCAGGGGACAUACAUCCCCCAGUACCAACCAGUGCCUCCCUCCAGUGUCCCUGUAGAGGAGAACGGAGGACAACAGCAACAGGUUGCUAUGGAGACACCUGCAGAACACACAAACUACUCAUACCAGCACACCAAGUGAAGCUAAGGUGUGUGUUUUGCAGCUGGUGAUCAGGAGGCCAUAUUGCAGACUGAACCCCAGAGAGUUGCUUCGCUACAGGAGGACAGCAGAGCUCCACACAACACCACCAAGCCUCGGACUUGAACACGGAUGACAAAAGCAACACGUGUGUGCUUUAAAAAACACGUGUGUGCUUUUAAACACUUAUUUCGUUGGGACUUUUCCUCUCUCUUCUUCAAGGAUCGAUCAACCAAAGGUGGGAGCCUUCUGCAAUGGAAGCUUUGAUGUCUUUUAAUAACUGAAAAAAGAAAGAAUGUUGAACAAAGAAACAAAUUAGGAAAGGGAUAAAGACAGAGCAUUAUUUUUGUGCAUGUAAUAUAGCAAAUUUGUAUUUUUAAAAAAGCAUUCUGGAGUUUCAGAGUGAUACAAGGAAAAGAGUAACAACACAAUGUGUCUUUAAUUUUUGGGUAAAAUAUGCAAAAAUGUAUUUUAAUUGUUUUAUGUCUGUUUUUUGACAUUCUAUUCACAGCAGUUGGACAAUGUUUUGUACAGAUUUUAAAAAGUAAAAAACAAACAUUUAGUUGGUAUAAUAUUUCUAGUGUAGGCUACUUUUAAGAAUGGAAAAUGCGAAACACACCGUUUAAAGCUACUUCUCCCUUAAACUGAUCCAGUAAGGCUAAGUUCAGUUAACUCACUGGCAGAUGGUUACAUGAAUUAUUUAUAAAUUAUUUAAAAUAACGUCAAACUUAAACCUUAUAAAGCAUUCCCUUCAUAAACAUUCAGAAUGUGUUAUGAGCAGAGGACAAUCAUGAUCAUUCUUAUUUAUAUGUACAUCAUAGUUCUAUUUUUGAUAUUUGGAAAUAUUCAAACAUGUCACUUGCGUAUUGUGUAGAUUUUAUUUAAUUAAAUUCUUUAUUUAACAAGUCCGGUAAAAGCCAAACACUGGCAAUAAACAUAUUAUCACUUGUAAAAUAAUUCAUAGGAGCUAAAUUAUAUAAAAAAGUUUAAAAAAUCUGAUAUUAUUGUAAAACUAUAUUAUGAGAAAAAAUGUACUAUUGUUUUUUUGGUUAUAAUGCAAUAUGACACAUCCAAAUUUCACCUUCUAUUUAAAAAAAACUUGAGACAAAUUGGAUUGUCUGAAAGUUACAAUAUUAUUUUCAACAUUGAAUAAAUGAUUACUAUUACCAUACUAUACAAUAACAAGGCCCUCUCUCUAUAUUCAAAGGAAAAAUAAGACAGUACAUAAAAUGCAAACUCUUUUGAAAUUAUUACCUACAUUUAUUCACUGCAAUUAUGCUUGAAUUCACAGAUAAUAUAAUAAAUAUUCUACAAAAUAGUUGACCUGGUUUAUGUGUUGGGUGCGAGAGUUCAUGUCCCAACAGUGUCCAUAAGAAGUGGUUUUAAGCGGUUUUGUUCUGGUAGCUGUUCAGAUGUCCAUAGUGAAUUUGACCUUUUGUACAAAGUAGACAGACAAAUAAUUGGACAUGCCUUAGAAUUGAGCAGUUGGAUUAGUAUGAGAUAUGUGUACAAAAAGAGUGCAAUUGUUUUGAUUUAAAAAGCAAAACAACGAGGGGAGUUAAAAGUAGGUCUAAAAGGAGUCCUUAAUAGCAGUCCUUUGUUGUUGAGAAAGGGAGCUACAAGUAUUUAUCAAUGCUGCUGUUGUCUCCGGAGUUUUAAUUUCUGACAAUGAGUUGUAUUUUACAAUUUUUUUAGAAAAAGUAAAGUAUGUUUUCUCUUUUUGGGCUUUCACUUGAACCCUUCUGAGCUAUCAUACCUUUUGUUGUCGUUCUAAAACAUAUUUUAUAUUAAUUUCUUUACAGUAAUCUAGAUUUUAUAAGUAGGGAAAGAUCUUUCCAAGAGUUUAGAUGUAAGCUUUUUUUAUUUUGUAGGAGAUUCAUAGGAUUUUUUUUGAUUGUGUUCGUGCAUUUCCACAUGGUCCAUACAAACACAGAGAUGAUUUUGUGUUUCUUCAAGUUGAUUUCCGUUCCAGAGCACUGUGUUGCUCACUAUGAUAUCAUUUUUCAGGCCCGUGUGAAAUAGUUUUUAACUAAAACGCGUCCACAUCUAUCCUAGAGACACUAAAUUAAACUCAAUGACAACCAUGCCACCUUGCCCACCUUCCCAGAUCAGUCCAGUGGAGAUGUACGUGUCUAGGGUAAACACAUUCUAUUGUAUCUGUCAGAGAGAAUGAUGAUGCUACCCAGAAAACACAUAACAUAACAUGAAAGUGCCAUUCAAAACUAACUGUCCCAUAACAAACUGUUCCACAGAAGUUAACUUAACAUUGGAUGAAUUCAUUCUAGUUUCAACAAAGACAAACAUUUGUGAAAUUGGCGGGUUUUGUUAGGAAUUCUGACCAGUGUUUCUAAGCCUUAAUUGUAACAUACUUCAGAAGGGGAACCCUGUUUCUCCUCAUUGAUGGCAAUUCCUUUCAAUCAUGGUUGAGGGUAUGGCCAAGAAAAGAUCAUACAGAUGCCAUCAAUAUCAGAUGUUAUGUUGUCAUAAUAUUAUAAAGGGCUGAGUUUAACACACCUGGUUAAAACCUAGUGUUACCCUAGUAAACAUCCCCCCCAUCACACUUGAUCUCGGGUUUUCGUCAUUGUUCAGGAUGGAUGACAUCAAAGUUACUGUUUCUUCUUCAUUGUGCAUCUCUGAACCUCUCUCCACCUACCAAAUGUUUUUUUUUAUGAUGAUUUAUGUCUGCAACACCAAAGAUGAUGAAGCCAUCCAACUGUCAGGAAAGUCAGACUUUCUAUCUUGGAGACAAAUGCUGCUCUCGUCUCUAUUGGCAUACGUAACUAGAACGAUGCUGUAGUAACAUCCUCUCAAAGUGGCAGUACCCUGGUAGAUGGUAAACAAGCAAUAUGUUUCACUUAAGUUCUGAAUGUGUUGAGUGUUGAAUAGAGAGUCGUAGAUAUGUGUGCUUUGUUUUAUCGACAUAUGCUCGUUUCAGUUUGGUACACCCAAAGAAAGACCAGUGUAUGGUGUCUUUAAUACAGAGAACAGGGGCAGGGGCCUACUUUGCUUUUUUAGUGUCAAUGAUGAGAGCUGAGCAUUUAUCUCUUUCUGUAAGGACUAGAACUUUUGUAUGUGCUCUUUUUGGUUGAGCAGUUGUCAAAACCAUAGUUAUUUCCUGUUUCCACUUCUGUUGAGUGUUUUGUGUGCCUUGUGAUCUGUCCAGAAAAUACAAAAGUGAUCACUUGCAGGUUUUAAGCUACAGUGCACCUCAUGAAGGAACAUGUGAGAAUGUUGUGAGAAUGUAGUACUAGUCAGGUAAUCCAUUAUGUCAUUAUGAUGAAUGCUGUUAAAGUCAUCCAAAAUACAUAUUUGUUAGUCAUCUUCAGACCUAAAAGCAGUCUAUUGUCAAGGUGACUCUAUCUGUUCUGUAGAUCCAAAUAUAGAUUUUGGAGUGAACGAUCACUUUAAGUUACACUCUCCACAAUGAACUGUAAAUCAUUGUCUGAGCGAGCACGCUUUAGGCUAUUGUAUUUUCCUUGCUGCGUAUCUUUGACAGGUAUCUUGUAAUACUUCGGAAAAAUACUAAAAACAGGAUGUGCAACAAAUGUUGAACUUGCACUUAUUUUCAAUCCAUGUUUAUGUACAUGAAAACCCUAAUACCUAGCAUUCUCUUGUCUUUGUCUUCGCUUGUUGUCCAGAUCAUGUAGCUUCAAUGGCUAAUGUCAUAGUUUCAAAAUGUUUUGCUGCUAAAAUGGGAUGUCCAAGCAGUGGAGAGAUGGGAGCCAAAUUGGAUGUUCAAAAUUGUCUUACUUAAACGUAGUAAAUUGGAUUCAAGUAUAGUUAACAUGAGCACAUUUUUUAUUAUAUUUUAGACACAUUUUGUGAAAGUUGUACUCAGAGAUAACACGCUAUUUGAUAGUUGUUUUGGAAUCUCUUCGGUAAUUCACCAACUUUGUGUGAGAAAUCUGACAUUUUGAACAUACUGCCUCAUCUCGCUCACUGCUUGUAAACAUUUUCCUUAUUUAUACAAGAACACAUUUUGUACAGUUUGUUAAAGGGGAGAGGUUUCGUUAUUUGGUUAGUUUGCUAGUAAGCUGGUUAGUCACUUGGCUACUUCGUCUUCCUGUGACAGAGAUGCUCAAGUAACCCUUGUUUUUAUUAAUUGGAAAUAUAUGUUUUGUUUCCUUUCUGUCUUGGUUUUACUCUUUGAAUAUGAAUAUGUCAAUUUUCUUUUUUAAUAAAAAAAAUCUUGUUUUUAAUGGUUGUAUUCCAAAACAGUUCCAAGAAUACAAUGGGGGAAAAAGACACAAGUCAAUUACAUAAAUACCAAGUUUAUUUUAGUGUUGAACAAAUUGUAUUGUGUUUGUUCAAUAUAAAUGUUUCAUGUGGUAAGCAAAGUGUUUGAUACCCAUGAAAAAGGUGCAAGCUCCUUCCUCUUUAGGUUAUCAUAGUAAUACCCAAACAUAAUUGUAUUGACCAAGCCUUGACAUUGUAAUAAUGCUACUGCAUUCAAAAUGCCAUACAUUGCCCUCUCAGUUAAGUCACAAUAGAACUUGUAACUGAUAAACCAAUAUUCUGAUCUAAUAUGAUCGUUCAUUUCACUUCUUCCCUUUUGAUUUAAAGUGAUUCUGUAUGUAUCUGUAUGGAUCUGUAUGUAUCUGUAUGUAUCUGGGUAUGUAUCUGUGUAGCUAAAAGCUACUCCUACAAGAUGCAGAGCCUUCACGUCCAUAUAGAAACCACUCUAACCACAUUGUAGUCUCAAACUUUAUCUUGCCAUACCUGGAACCGUGGGAAUAUAUAUAUAGCAUCAUCUAUAAAGAUUGACAAAAUAACUGACAAUAGAAUAAACUCUAGCGAACAUAUUUGAAGAUACUCUGUCGUAUCAAAACUACAAUUAAAUGUUUUUAACUCAACCCUG